Messenger RNA from Symbiodinium pilosum, 840 nucleotides. The record is from the annotation of a GenBank genome assembly. Lineage: Eukaryota; Dinophyceae; Suessiales; Symbiodiniaceae.
AUGACCAAUGGCCUCUCAUCAGGCUUCCAGCAGCUGUUUGGAUCUGAGAUCAAUGAGAACCCGAGGAGGUUCAUUCUACGAAACUGCAAUGCCCAGCACUUGUUUGAGGAUGUGAUGUAUGUUAUGGAAGGCAGCGGUCCUUGUGCUCGUCAUGGGGGUCGAUGCCCUGUUCCGCGUGGAGAGGUUGACAUUUUCGUCGGGGGUUUUCCCUGCACCCCGUAUUCCUUCUGCAAUCCGAAGCGGUUCAAGAGGAACUGCUUCACUGAGCCUGCAGCCGCGCCCUUCUUCGAGAUGCGAAAAUUCAUUGCGGAGAGGCGGCCGCGUCUGGUCAUUCUUGAGAAUGUAAGAGGUCUGCUUGCUCCGAAUCCGGAGACGGAGCACCCUCCCAUUGACUUCAUCCUGAGAGGUCGAAACCCUGAAAAUCCAGAAGACUGCUACCAGGGCACUGCGCCCAACGCUGACUGGGGCCUCAGCCUGAUCGAAGGCUAUGGGCUACGCUGGGAUAUCCUGUACUCCUACGAUUGGGGUCUGCCACAGAGCCGCCCAAGAGCAUCUUUGCUGAAGGAAGAAAGUACCCAAAUUAGUUAUAUGCAAGCAAAAAAAAAAUUUAACUCGCGACUGGAUCGUGACAGGGCUUGCUACCAACCCUGUCCCAUGGGUCCUUCUCGGCUUCCCUCUUUUGCAGGAUAUCAGAUUUGUGGGAGGCUGGAGAUUCAACUUGCUCAAGGAUUUGGAUGCUCUCUAGGGCUCAGGAAGAUAGGACACUGUGCUUGGGAGCCUUGGAGCCUCCAGGCAAUGGCGUCCCAGAAGUCAGCGGUCUUAGAGUCAACCUCGCGCUGA